CAGUAAGAGCUGUUCGGCAGUGGAAUUUGCUGCCAAGGAGUGUGGUGGAGUCUCCUUCUUUGGAGGUCUUUAAGCAGAGGCUUGACAGCCACUUGUCAGGAAUGCUUUGAUGGUGUUUCCUGCUUGGCAGGGGGUUGGACUGGAUGGCCCUUGUGGUCUCUUCCAACUCUAUGAUUCUAUGAUUCUAUUCUAUGAUUCUAUGGUUUUUUGCUAAAAAAAUUUAUCAAAAAUGUAGGGUUGUCUCAUACAUGGAUGGUGAAUGCAGUUAGAAUCAGCCAGCUUUGUAAAUUGUGGUUUUUUUCCCCUAUUCAUUGUUAAGUCUUAUUUGCAGUUUAUCCUGGUUCAAUCAUCAUCAUAAAUAGCAAUAAUAAAUAGUAAGCAACAAAUUUAUUUAUACCACACCUUUUCCUCUGAUGAGACUCAAGGCAGCUUACUGGUAAAAGCAAAAACUGCUUAAAACAUAGGAAAAUCAAUAAUUAAAAUACAAUUAAACAAAAUAAUUAAAAUACAAUUAAACAUCACAAUUUGAGGUUAGUAAAAAUGAAAGCAAACAAUUCUGAGCUCCUCAUGGCUGCAGCAGAGGAGGAAAAACGCUGUGCAGGAGCCGGAGUCCUACUGCAGUUUGUCCUCCUUUGCCCUGAAGCACCACAUUAGUCUAUGUGUGCAAUUAAGCACAAAAUAUGUCUAAAGUAAAACCUUGCAAAAAAUUUACUGGCAUGUGCCAGUUUCUUGGCAUAUGCCAGUUGUCAGCUUAUUUAGUGUCCCCUACAUGUUAUUACUCCAUAUUUUAAUCAAUAUAUUUCUAAUCAAAAAGCUUCCAAGAAAUAUUAAUUGAACAGCUGUAAGGGCAGUUCAAAUUCCUUUAGAUAAAGAAAUAAUUAAGAACAGGAGAACAAGUUAUUAUGAUUUAUUAUUUAUACCCCGCCCAUCUGGCUGGGUUUUCCCCGCCACUCUGGGCGGCUUCCAACCAAUACCAAAAUACAUUAAAAUAUCACAGAUUAAAAACUUCCCUAAACAGGGCUGCCUUUAGGUGUUUUCUGAAUGUCAGGUAGUUCUUUAUCUCCUUGACCUCCGAUGGCAGGGCGUUCCACAGGGCAGGCGCCACCACCGAGAAGGCCCUCUGCCUAGUUCCCUGCAACUUGGCUUCUCGCAACGAGGGAACCGCCAGAAGGCCCUCGGCGCUGGAUCUCAGUGUCCGGGCUGAACAAUGGGGGUGGAGACGCUCCUUCAGGUAUACUGGACCGAGGCCAUUUAGGGCUUUAAAGGUCAGCACCAACACUUUGAAUUGUGCUUGGAAACAUACUGGGAGCCAGUGCAGGUCCCGGCAGCCACUCCCAGUCACCAGUCUAGCUGCCGCAUUCUGGAUUAAUUGCAGUUUCCAGGUCACCUUCAAAGGUAGCCCCACGUAGAGCGCAUUGCAGUAGUCCAAGCGGGAGAUAACUAGAGCAUGCACCACUCUGGUGAGACAGUCUGCGGGCAGGUAGGGUCUCAGCCUGCGUACCAGAUGGAGCUGGUAGACCGCUGCCCUGGACACAGAAUUAACCUGUGCCUCCAUGGACAGCUGUGAGUCCAAAAUGAAAGCUGUAUCUUUCAUAAUGUUUCCUAUGGCCCAUCAUUUUGAAUUUCAGUUUAUCAGUAAACAUUAAAAACUUCAAAGAUGCAUAUUUUUUAGGAUGAGAGCAAAGUGGGAUUAGUGUUUCUAAGCUGAGUUGUUGUUUGGAUCAGAUGUACAUGCAUAAAUAACUUUAAUAGGGGUUUAUGUUCACUUUUCUGUUAUGUCCAUUGUUGGCAGAUUUGCAAAUAAGUAAUCAGUACUGACCCGCUUUUGAAAUCCCUCCAUUUCAAGUAUGCCGCGAGGCUUUGUGGAUUGAAUUAAAUCAAGGCAAUUUAAAUAAACGGGGGAAAUGCCAAUUUUAAUCAUGUUUCCUGUUUAUUACUUCAUAUAUUUCCUAAGCAGUGGUGCAAAUUGAAUAUUAAGCAAAACUAAUUAGGGUAUUGCUUAUAUUGUUUCUUUCACAAUAGUCUUGCGUGUCACACUAUAUAUUUUGCAGGCUUUCCUUUUUUUUACAAUAGAAGGAAUGGGUAGAAACAAGUGUGUGAAUAGAUUUCUGUUUGCACAACAGGAAUUCCCUUCUGCACUGCCCCAAAAUCUGUUUCGAGUAGAUGUUUAGGGUUUACAGAGGACUGUAGGAUGGGGGGGGGGAUGACUGCAAAGUUCCACUGAGCAAACAGAAGUCUGUUAAGCUCACUUGUAGACAGUGUUGUAUGCAACCCAGUGUCCUUAAUAUAUUUAUUUUAUAAAACUUAACAUGAGUAGCCUUGACAGUUUGAAAGAUGGGAAGUAUGGGAAUAUACCGAACCUGAACCCUGGAUGAUGUUAUCAUCUUUUCAAUAUUUUUCAUUUCUGUUUCACUUUGCCUUAGCCUAGCCUCAUAAAAAGAAGGUGGCAAACAAGAGAUAAAAUGCUCAUGACUGAUAGUUCUUUGGCAAAGAGGUUGAUUUCAUCAGGUGGAAAUGAAAUUCUUACAUUUUGUAAGUACAGUAAGAGUAUAAAUAUUCAUAUCUGAGAAAUCGCCAGACUGAUUCAGCUUUUACAUAGAAAAAUCUUUCUGUGUAAGAUGUAUUUGGUGGAGGCAUUAAUCCCAAGGGCUAACAUGCUUUUAUAUAGAUGAUUUGAUAAUUAAACAAAUUAUUAUUUAAGAGAAACUUUGUAUUUUUUUAUAAACUGAUUUUUUAUAUAGAGAAAGUAUUGCUUCUUGUUCAAUUUGUUUUGACACAGCAAGGGGAUUUCUGGACAGGCAAAAGAAACCUAAAAUCCCUUUGGACUCUUGGAACUAGUUUCAUGCUUCUUUGGAUCCGGAUCUGUGUUCUAUGCUCUGUGUAUAACUUUUUACUAAUAGUCAGCAGUACUAAUUAACUGUAUAUAUGAACAAGCUGUUAUUAUUCCUUAAUUCUGACAGCAUGUAGAGUCAUAAAUCUUAUCCAAAGUCAUUUUUGACAGUUUUUAUAAUACUAGAGGUUUACUACUAGUGACACUUAGGUUUGGGGAAAAUAAAUGCUCAAUAAAGUUCCCUAGUUAGUCAGUGGGCAUCAAUUUUACCUGCUAUGGCUUCAUGGAAUACUGUUUCAUGAACAAAGGCAUAAUGGGUAUGUAGCAAAUUAUCACUAGUAAUCUCACUGGUUUUUCCAAGGUCUGGAUCAGAUUUUGCUUCCUUCCUUCUCCCUUCAAUAUGAUUUAGGUUUUCUUAAUUGGCUGCUGACGUGUAUACUGUACUGCUACAUAGGUCCAUUUCUGCGCUGUACCUUUUCCUUUGGCAUGCUGUUAUCUGGAUAGUGCACCUGAGUUGGAUAGCUCUUGUGGAACAGAGAUGACAUUUGGAUGAUUCCAAUUUAUAAGCAAAUAUUUGUGCUCAUUGCUUCCAAUUUAAUAUUAGAGGCACAACAUUAGUAGCAAACCUACUACUAUAUAGCAGUGUUAGUGGUCCCCUGAUUUACCUACGUGUGCAUAUAUAUACAGAAACAUUUUUUUUAAAAAAAUAGCCAUUCCCCCCACAUGUCAUCAAAAGCAAUUUUAAUAAUGAACAUGUACUACUACUGUUGCUACAUAACUUUAGUCUUUUGACUGGAAAUGCUCAGAAUGUAUAGUCUUCUUUAUAGAAAAUUAUAAAUUCUGCUUAUGGCUGUGGUUUUGGAAGGGCACUUCUCAUCAAGUAUUAAGUUAACAGUAUAAGAGCUGUUCCUGUCCUUUUUUAUAAUGUGACUGUUUUGCCUUAAAAGGUUUCAUAUAUUGGUAAUCAACUUUUCAUAAUGCCUUUGCCCUGGAGAUUGUUGUGUGUUUGUCUUAAUUCCAGUUAAGAUAAACCAAAGUUGGCCUGGGAUUUUGGUUUCCAUUUUCUAUGCUAUCAACUUUAAAAUUUAAGUGAAGUGCUUCUUUGUUAUUUGACAAUAAGGAAUCAAACUUUGUGCUGAUCUGUUGCAAAUCAUCUGGUGACCUUCAGAUAGAUUCCAACCCCACUUCUGCCCACUCCUCCUUUAGAAAAUGAAUUGAGCUAUGGCAACAUCACAGUCCAAGCUGGCUUUUAAAUAUGCUACUGUUUAAAUGUCUGUAGAGAGGGUUAAGGCAUUUCUCUCUCUCUUUACCACUAAGCAAAUAAAAUAUUCCAGGUGUGUCUGCUCUAUAAAAGUGGAGUUAUUAUAUAUUCUUUUUAGAGUUCAUGUAUAGGACCCAAAAUUAUGCUGCAGGCAGUGAAGGGUUUUUGUUGUUUCUUUAGUUUAGUACAAGUAUUUUCUUUAAUUGCUUGAUUUCCAACAUACUAGUAUGCAUCUGUGUUUUGUACUUUUUGAUGUAACAUCUGAAAAGGUAAGAUAUGCUUCUCUCUGCUAUAAUAUGUGUGGACCUGACAUGUUUUGGAUCAAAUCCUUAUCAUUCUCAUGAAAAGCAAAGGAUAUUUUAGUGAAUAAAUCUCAUUUCAAGUGACUGGAGUAUAUUCCUAAGAGUCAGGCUAAAUUUGUAUCUUUAAAGAGAAAUUAACAUAGGUAUUUUUAUACAAACUUGUGUAAUGGAGCUGUGUUGAUGCCUCCCAAUGCCCCUGCAACUGACCUCUGGUUCCUUUUAGACCAAAGAAGAGAAUCUCUGGCCCUGCUGGUGUUGUUGGACUACAUGGUCUAUCAUUCCUCUCCAAUAGCCCUUCUGGCUGCAGCUAUUGAGAGUUGAGGUUCUGAUAAUAUCUGGAAGACCACAGAUUCUUAACUCCUAAUUUAGACCCCCCCAACCCACUUGGUAAAAGCGAGAUCUGACCAUAGACAACAAUGGAGAAAUCCAGGAAUUUAGUGUAGUUAUGAGGGGACAGCGGAGUCUUCCCACCCCACAUUACCAUACAGAAAGUAGCAGCAAACACAGAGUUCUGUCUCUGGCUUUCACUGUGAACCUGACAGUCCCCCCCACUAGACAAUUAGAUAAAUUGUUUUCUUAACUCCAGUCCCCCAGCCUUGGAAACUUACAGAUGAUUGCUGCACUGUUUUGGAGAAACUCAAACAAGUCUGUCGUAGUUUUCCAUACUGAUAGGCAUUCAGUCACCCAACUCUGCUACUAGAGCAGUGGUAGGGAACCUCUGGCCUGCAGGUUUCAUUUGGUCUGGCAGGGGUCGUAAUUUGGUCUGUGAGGCUGUUUUCCCCAAAUCUCACCAUUUCCCCCACACCUUACAUGAUACACUUCCAAUUGGUCCUUGGCAAGUUAGAAUUGCAAUGCACUUCCAAUUGGUCCUUGGCAAGUUGGAAUUCUUGUAAGUGCCAGCUAGCUGCCAAUCCAUCAAUCUAUUCCCUUCCACUAAUGCCCCUACCAUACUUAUUGUCUAUGCUCAUGCAGCAACAAAUCCAAAGCACAAUACUGUUAUAAAUUCCCAUUGCACCUUAGCCACUACCGGUAUGUAUCAAUAAUAAUGAUGUUCCUAAUACAGUAUUCUUACCUAUGUAUGAAAGCCGCCAAUCAAUACAUGGCCUAUUGAUUAUUUGCUCAUAGCGUUGUUGGAGCUACUUAGAUCUGGACAAAUCUGUGGGAAGGGUUUGGCUAAACACCUAUAAUUGUAAUUUGAGAUGCUUCACGGCUGUUUUGAACUAGCAUGCACACAGAUAUGUUGUAGCAUCCUCAGUGGGCACAGAAUACUGGCUAUUGUGGUCAAGGGGGAGAGGAAUGGAGUGAAGCAACUUAAACCCUAAACCGAAGCAUUCUACAUUGCAACAUUUUGUUACAGGACCCUACUUGUUUUUGUCUACUGUAUUUAGACUACUAAUGGACACAAUUGGUUUUGGAAGGUAUCACCUUGUAUGGUUACAUUUUAAAGUGUCGUGCAACGUAGUAUUUUUUCCUCCAUUUCUGCAACCUUCCACAAUUCAGGCAAUCAUUUUGUAUUAAAUACAUUUUAACUUUGGAAUUUAUUUAUUUCUGAAGGAAACAGAUUGGGUCUCCAGGUGCCCUUCCAUGCACAUAAGUAUUCCUUCAGUGAAAGGAAGAGCUUUUGAUCCAAUGGAAGCUUCCACUUAGAUUAAAAUUGGCUCCUCCAUUCUAUAUCAUACUACUCUUUUAAUCUGUGACACUAUCUCACAUGCUGUUCCUAUGAGUCCCCCAAACCUUGAGAGCAGAUUUUUUGAGGAUUCAAGUUGCUACAUGAGGGAGGGGAAAUAUGUGAAAAUUGCUUUUCUUCUGGGUAUGUGUUGGAAGCACCCUUUCUGUUGCUGUGGAUGGAAAUUAUUUCCUAACUUUGAAGAGCUUCCCAAGUUUCACUUGACUAUGUUGUGUAUAUUGAGUUUUUCUGCCACUCUGGUGCUUUUCUUCUGGUCACAUGCACUCUUUUAAGGCAGUUGUUGUCCACAGUAGGCAUGCAUAUAGCUGCUUGUAGCAAGCUCUGAAAUAGGCAUGUAUAUUGCAAAAUGCAACACUCUUAAGAAAACUGAGCUACAUAUUUGCCAGCAAUUGUAGCAAAUUUUGGAACUGAGUGGGAUUAAGGCAGGCUCAAUUUGUAAAAGAGGAUCUUUCUGUUUGCAUUAAUAUUGAUGGUCAUUUCUCCAAUGCAAAGGAUGAAAUUUAAAUAGAUGCUGAUUUAGAAAACAAUGAUGUCACUCUAUCCCUGUUCUAAGGUGCAUAACUUUAUAUUAUUUCUAAAAAUGUACAGGCUGGUCAUUACUGCUCUAUGGUGAAGAAAAGCUACUCUGUCAUGCUUAGAGACACAUAUCUUUUAUGGCUAGGUUUUGGCUCUAAAUACAUGAUUUGGAACUAAGCCCUCCAACCUUCCAGUUAUUAUGUGAAUGACUAUGAGUGAUUAUUUCAAAAUAAUCACAGGAACUAGCACAGGGCAACUACUUCCAUUAUAAGCAAGUGGUAUUUCUGAAGGUCUAGUAAAUUGUGACAUAUUUGCUAGCCUACAUGGAAAGGUAACUGGUUGUAUGUUGAUCCAUUUGUAAUUCUAAAUGGCAUUGAAAGAUCUGAUGAAGUAUCCCUUAAGAAAGCUCAUGCCACAGUAAAUUAUUAGUUAGUCAAUAUAAUGGAAGGCUGGGUUUUUAAAUCAAAGUAGUGGCGAAUGGAAAACUGAUCUGUAUAAAAGGUUGGGGGAAAGACACUUUCUAAAUGAACACAUGGCUCAUAUUUUAUAUAGAGGAAAAGAAGUGUAAAAUCUCUAUUAUGUUACAUCUGCAGCAGCAACGCCAGGCAGGUCCGGCACCAGUACCAGGCAGGUCCGGCACCAGCAAGCAGCCGCACCGUUCUUCUGGAAAUGAGGCAAGCUACCCACUGGAAAUGUGCUCACAUUUUGAUGCAGAUGAGAUUAAACGAUUGGGAAAGAGGUUUAAAAAGCUUGAUUUAGAUAAUUCUGGUUCUUUGAGUGUGGAAGAGUUCAUGUCUUUGCCUGAGUUACAACAGAAUCCACUGGUACAACGAGUAAUAGAUAUAUUCGAUACAGAUGGGAAUGGAGAGGUAGACUUCAAAGAAUUUAUAGAAGGAGUCUCCCAGUUCAGUGUCAAAGGUGACAAGGAACAGAAGUUAAGGUUUGCUUUCCGUAUCUAUGACAUGGACAAAGAUGGCUAUAUCUCCAAUGGGGAGCUCUUCCAGGUUCUGAAGAUGAUGGUUGGGAACAAUCUCAAAGAUACCCAGUUGCAGCAAAUUGUAGACAAAACCAUAAUAAAUGCAGAUAAAGAUGGUGAUGGAAGAAUAUCCUUUGAGGAAUUCUGUGCUGUUGUAGGAGGCCUAGAUAUCCACAAAAAGAUGGUGGUAGAUGUGUGACUCUUUAGGACACCACCCAACACUUUUGCUUUCUUCUCCAUCUCUGAAGAUCUGCUCAAGACGUCCAGCAACGCUCUCUGUGUAUUUAAAUGGAAGUAUUUUUCUCUGUGAAGCCACAUUUUCCAACAUGAGCCUCAUGAAGCCAACUAAGUGUUAUUGAACUUUUAUUCUCUCAAUAACUCAAGUGUAGCACUUUAAAGUCUGAAGGACAGCAAGAUGGAAAGAGCAUAUCAGUGUGGUGGAGAAAGGGAAGGGGGUUGGCUUUUUAAUUUAUUUUUCUCAUCUUUUAUAACAAGAAAAUAUCUAUCUAUAUAUAUGUGUGUGUAUUUAUAUAUAGAUAUAUAUGUAGCUUUCUAUAUGUAGUAGUUAAGUGGGCUUUAAUUUAAUAUACUUGAUUCAGAAACAAAAAUAGAGUACAAAGUGCCAAGCAGAACAUUAACAGUUCGAUAUAUGGAUAUACAUCUUUACUUUUAUGUCACACAGUUUUAUAUAUAUAUAGUAGAAGAAUGUAAAGUUUUAAAUGGUUGUAAGGUCAACUCUUUCCUUUUUCCUGUGACUAUUUCAAAUAUUUAUAUAUCGACUGGCUGAGAAAGCAUUGUUUCCUGUUAAUUUCCCUAAUUAAUUUUUGUAAGACAGGAAACUGAAGUUUGUUUAUAUACCUGUUGAUAUAUUACCAGGGACUGCAUCUUUGCUUGAUAGCUCUCAGUACAAUUCUACUUAAUAGGAUGAGAAAAUGUAAUUAAAUGUUAAUGCCAAGAACUAGUCCUUGUGUGCAAAUAGGAUUUAAAAGAUGCUUAUGGCCAUUUCAUCCCUUCACUCACCAAAUGGUUGCAGUUGCACAUAAUAUACCCUUAGUAAGCAUCAGCUGUGAUCCAUUAAGUCUAGAUAGAACAGUUGGAAGUAUUUGCAUUUCUUUCUCAGCACUUAGCUUAAUUAAGAAUUUAGGAUUAACAAGACAAUUGUAUAGAGUUCCCAUUGCACAGUGAGACUAUAAAACCUAUCUUGCCAUUAAGUUAUGUUUAUGUCCCAACCAUAUAGAUUCUUUUAUGCAUUUAAUGUAGUAGUUCCAAGUUGCAUAAAUAAACUGGUAAUAUUUUAUAUAUGUGUAUAUACGAUUAUUACGGAUAUUACGGGGGAAACAUUAACCAAUGCCAUAGGGAAGGAGGAAAGCUUCACAUUAUCUAAAUUUAUACCUCUUGUUCUUCUCCAGCAUUUGGAGAGGGUUGUUUUUUCUUUCUUUCUAGAUUUGUCCAUAUCAUGACUUGUAAUGGAUAGUAACUUUAUAUAUGUGUGAUAUAAAAGUAGCGAGCCAUGUUCUACAACUUUAUAUCAUCCCUUUCCUUUUCUGCAAUGGUACUAUUGGCUAGAAGAAAAACAUUCAUUAGACUUUUUAGGAUAGUGCACCCUUUCCUGUGUAGCAGUUUUUCCUAUUUAAAAGGUUUUUAUAAUUGGCAAUGGAAAGGGCAGGUUGUAUGAACUUAAAUCAGUUGCCUGCCUGCCUGCCUGCCAUAGCUGUUCCUUCAACUGAGUGCUGCACAUCAUGGGCUCUGUCUGUGAGAGAGAAAUCCAGGUGCUUGGUGUCCUUGCAUGACAUGAAGUUUUGCAUGUAGAUCGAUUUGAAACGUUCCUCUUGUUUACAUGAUUUGCAUAAUUUAAAAAGAUAAUGUUGCCAAACUUUGGUAAAUGUUAAAAACAGAGAAUCUCCACUACAUGUAACUUUCUUCCUCUGGAUCAGUCCGUGGCUUAGAAUCCCAGCCAGUGGUGGUAUCUGUUCCAGUGUCAACUGCCAUGUGCUCUGCUUCAAGGGGGAACUACCAGUAGUCUUUUGUGAAUUUUUUGUACAUAAGUAUUUGUUACAAACAUUUUAGCAAAUGCUUUCUAUUUCUUAAUUGCUUGUGCAUAUCCUGGCUGGCGUUAUAGAAAAAUAGUGCUAACAUUACUUUCUUAUUGGGGGAUGAGCCUUUUUUUGUUUUUAGUUUGUGUGUGGAAAAUGUGUUAUGUUGAAUGUUUAGAUUUUCCUCUGCAUGCUACAUCAUACACUGUUGGAACUUAUAGGAACCUUCAUACUGUAUGAAUAAAAAAUAAAAUAUUUGAACUUUA
This is a messenger RNA of Zootoca vivipara (common lizard), 9871 nucleotides long. The record is from RefSeq and is a predicted model, not a curated record. Lineage: Eukaryota; Metazoa; Chordata; Lepidosauria; Squamata; Lacertidae.